GACAAUGAAUACUCAUCGUAGUGGAAAACUAAUCGACUUAAUGACAUUUCUGCUUUUGUUGUUGUUUAUCAAUGUUUUAUUUAUUAUGUGUCCAAAAGUAGAUAAAAAAAUUACUGCGCAGUAUUACUUCUCUUACAGUUGCUACCAUAUAAAUAGCGUCAAGGGUUUUGGGACGUCACUUCCCUUUGAGUUCUCGAAGUGAAUGUUGCGACGUUUGUUGCCAAAUUCUUGCUUUUCUACCCGAAAUGAACUUUUGGAAGAUGGUUGCAGCCAUCAACGUUGUCCUGAUUCCAAUCACCGUGGCUAUUGUUGUGUCAGGGAAACCACACUUUACCGUCAAAACUCCUUCAGUAUUCACCAAGAUACAAAAUCUGUCAGCUUGCCUACCUUUAGGAAACCCAUGCAUGACGUCGAAGCUUCCCUGCUGCAAGCUGACUUAUCAAAACCGCUAUCUAAGAUUGGAAGAAGUACCAACCACAUGCUUCAAGUUCGGGAAAGGUGUUUGCCAAGUGAACCAAAGCAUCAAGAACUUCGAUAAGUACAGCAAAUUGAUCAAGCAAGUGAACGGCACCAACUUCCAGGAACUAAAAAACAAGUAUUUGCUUUCGAUUCCAAUCAUGUACACUUGUCCUCAAAAAAUAACCUUAGAAAUGAAAAGCGAGUGAAGGAAAUGUGUUUUCUGCCCACUAUUUAUGAAAACGUUACAUGGUCGUACUCUGAAUGUUUUUAAAAAGAAAAUGAUAGGGGUACUUUGUAUUUUUAAAUAAAUUAAAUGAAAAAUUCUU
Molecule: messenger RNA, 785 nt
Organism: Cotesia glomerata
Lineage: Eukaryota; Metazoa; Arthropoda; Insecta; Hymenoptera; Braconidae
Exons: 3
Coding region: 203-538 (111 amino acids)
Source: RefSeq, a predicted model, not a curated record